AUGUUCUUCUUCGGUGUUCCCCUUCGUAUUACCACCAAUCAAGGGAGGCAAUUUGAGUCACAUCUGUUCAAGCAUCUCAACAGCUUGGCAGGUACCACUCACUUGAGGACAACUGCCUACCACCCAGCAGCCAACGGCAUGGUCGAGCGCUUCCACCGACAGCUCAAGGCAGCCAUUAAGUGCCACGAUAACUCCAGAUGGACACAAGUGCUCCCCACCGUUCUCUUGAGCAUUCGGGCAGCCUGGAAGGAGGAUCUCCAGGCAUCAGCAGCCGAGCUGGCGUACGGCGAACCCCUUCGUCUGCCUGGAGACUUCCUUGCCCCUACAGGAGUCAGCCACCAAGACGAUCCGGCAGACUACGUGAAGGACCUACGCCAGCACUUCGCCGACUUGCGCCCCGCCAAGGUCAAACGCCACGGAGAACACAAAACCUUCAUGUUCAAGGAUCUGGCCACGGCGGAACAAGUCUUUGUCAGGCACGACGCUCCAAAAGGACCUUUCCAGAUGCCCUACCAAGGACCCUUCAAGGUCAUUCACCGCAACACGAAGAUGUUCAUCGUUCACAUCAAGAGCAAGGACGUGAACGUCUCCAUCGACAGACUGAAACCGGCUUACGUCAUCGCUGAUGACCAGCCAGGCCUUCAGCACCCCAGCCCAAGGACACCUACUCCCGAGUAUAUACUACUGUUUUGUGAAGUUACACAGCUCUUCCAGGCAUGA
This is a messenger RNA of Diachasma alloeum, 720 nucleotides long. RefSeq lists its product as uncharacterized. Gene Ontology annotation, molecular function: nucleic acid binding. The record is from RefSeq and is a predicted model, not a curated record. The coding region runs from base 1 to 720 and encodes 239 amino acids. The transcript has a single exon. Lineage: Eukaryota; Metazoa; Arthropoda; Insecta; Hymenoptera; Braconidae. Gene Ontology annotation, biological process: DNA integration.